AGAAAUGUGUUUUCUUGUGCUAAGUUCUUAAUGUUGGAAUUUAGAGCCUGGAAAGUCACAAUAUGGUGUUUGGUCACAGUAUUUUCAUGAUUAGAAAAGGCAUAAGAAGCCAAGCGGCAGUGGUGGUACAUGCUUUAAACCCCAGCAUUGUGGAGGCAGAGGCAGACGGAUCUGGGAGUUCCUUGCCAGCCUGAUCGACAGAGUGAGUUUAAGGAGAGUCAGGGCUACACAGAGGAACUCUGUUAUUGUACCCUCCUUCUUCUUUUCAUAUCUGUCCCUUCUCCAUAGUUAAAUCCUCACCCCUGUUUCCCAUUUCCCCCUUCAGACACUUGUUCCCUGUUACUCCAUCUCUAUUACUCCCCCACACCCCACAGUGAUCUCUUCUUACUUUUCUGGUUACUGUAGUCACUCCAGGUUGUGUACUCACAUCUGAAGAUUUAGAACUGCGUAUGCAAGAGAACAUGCUAUGUCUCUUUCAGGGUCUGGGUUGCCUCACUCAAACGAUCUUUUCUAGGUCCAUCCAUUUACCUGCAAAGCUCAUGAUUUCAAUUUUCUUUACAGCUGAAUAGUAUUCCGUAAUGCAUAUUUACCACACUUUCACUACCCAGUUAUCAGUGGAAGGACAUUUAGGUUGUUUCCAUUUUGUAGCUAUUGUGAGUAGAGCAGCAGUGAACAUGAGCAAAUGUCUGUGGAGUAGGAUGUCGAGUCCUUUGAGCACAUACCAAGGAAUGGAACAGCUAGAUCAUGUGCUAGAUUUAUUUAACUUGAGGAAGUAUUUAAUAAAGGAUUCUCCAUAUGAUUUCCAAAGUGGCUAGAAUUCUUGUUGAUAUGAUUUUUAUUCCCUAUUUUAUUUUUUACGUUUUUGCUGGUUGAAUUAUUGAGAAUAAUUUUCUUUCUUUCUUUUUCUAAGUGCCAUUAGCCAUUUGCCAAAUCCACAGACUUUUAAAGGCUUUUAUUAUUGAAUCACAUGCGGAUUCUGCUUAGCACAGGUUUUGUGGCUUUUCUUUCUUUCUUAUUUAAUUUUAUGUGCGUUGGUAUGAGGUGGUCGGAUCUCCUGGAACUGGAGUCACAGACAGUUGUGAGCUGCCAUGUAGGUACUGGGAGUUGAACCCAGGCCCUCUGGAAGAGCAGCCAGUGUGCUCUUGACUGCUGAUCCAUCUCUCUAGCCCCUGUAAUUUUCUUUCGUCUGAGAAAUAGUGGUUUGCUGUCUUGCCCAUAGAUGAUUACUCCAGGUCUCCUGUAUUUCUCUAUUCUUCACAUGAAAUUUAUUAUUUCCCAUGUUCUCAUGGAUGAUUCUCUGACUCUCCUGUGUAUGUUUUGCCUCUGAUUUAUUAUCUGCAGUGCUGCUUUAGUGAAAUCAAUUGUGUUAAUUGGUGACUAUCUUGAAAUGCACUUAUGUCUCCAUCAAUUUUAAGAGAGUAGUUUUCUUUGUGCAAUAAGAAAUGGUGAUUUUUCUCUUCAAGCUUCAAGACUUUGGGAUCAUUGGCCAGACACCUGGUAGAACUCUGUUGCUUGCUUGGGUCUUUCCAUGUGGUUUGAUACUGUUCUCUAACAGCUUUCAGUGUUAAUUGUUGCUUUUUCUUUUUGACCCCUUAAUAUGAAAGGGCAACAAGUCACCUAUUUAUUGUUACUGAAAGAGAAACUUAAAGAAGAAAAAGAGAAAGAAAUGGCUGAUUCUCCAGUUCAUCGAUCCCAGGGCAUGUUGACAUUCUGGGAUGUGACUGUGGACUUCUCCCAUGAGGAGUGGGAAUGCCUGGACUCUGCUCAGCGGUCUUUGUACAUUGAUGUGAUGUUAGAGAAUUAUAACAACCUGGUCUUUGUGGAGAACUAUUGCAAAUGUGAUCCUGUCCAUCAACAUGUGAAGACUGAAAAGGAGUCUUGUCAGUGUAAUGAGCUUGGCAAAGUGCUUCAUGACCCCUCCACAUGUGCACUUUAUAGAACAAGUGAAACUACAGAAAACUCUAAUAACUACAGAUGCAGUAACCACGGGGAUGCCUCUAUUGACUCAUCAAACCCAGACAGACAUGAAAGCAUGCACACUGGAGAUGAACCUUGCAAAUCUAAAGACUGUGAGAAAUCUUUAAAUUUGUGUUCCAGCAUUACACAAGAUCAGGGACUGUCCACUGCAAAGAAAGAGCACAGGCAGGGAGAAGAUGAUGACUAUCUCAGCGCUGCACACGGUCUGUUACAACAACCAGUCUACAUUGCUGAGAAACCUUACCAGUGUGGGAAAUGUGGGAAAUACUUAAGUACUGCCUCAAGCCUCACUGUACACCAGAGAAUACAUACUGGAAAGAAACCCUACAAGUGCAACGUUUGUGACAGAUCCUUUACCCAGUGCACAAAUCUUAAAACACAUCAAAGACUUCAUACUGGAGAGAAGCCUUACAAAUGCAAAGAAUGUGGAAAGUCAUUUCCUCAGUUGUCUGCACUUAAAAGCCAUGAGAAAAUGCAUACAGGAGAGAAGCCUUACCAAUGUAAGGAAUGUGACAUAUCCUUUGCCCACUCUUCCAGUUUUAAGAAACAUCAGAAAAUGCAUACAGAUGGGAGACAUUAUAGUUGUCAAGAAUGUGGCAAGGUCUUUCAUCAGCUUUCACACUUUAGAAGCCAUUACAAACUUCGUACUGUAGAGAAGCCUUACAAAUGCAAUGAGUGUGACAGAGCCUUUCCCCACUAUUCAUCACUGAGUAGGCAUCAGAAAACUCAUUCUCUAGAGAAACGUAACAAAUGCAAAGAAUGUGGUAAGUCCUUUCUUGAAUUAUCACAUCUUAAAAGGCAUUACAGAAUCCAUACUGGGGAGAGGCCUUUCAGAUGUGAGGUAUGUGACAAAUCCUUUACCCAGGACUCACAUCUUAGAACACAUCAGAGAGUUCAUAGUGGAGAGAGACCUUACAGUUGUAAGGAAUGUGACAAAUCUUUUAGUAGGUGUGAAUAUCUUAGAGCACAUCAGAAAAUUCAUACUAGAAAGAAACUUUACAAAUGCAAAGACUUGUGACAUGUCCUAUAUCCAUAUUGCAAGUCUUAGAAGACAUUAGAAAAUUCAUACUAGAGAGAAAAAUACCAUUAUAAAUAAUGUGAUAUAGCAUUUAUCUGAAUUCUCAGCUUAUGAAUCUCAACAGUAUAUGUAAUAAAAACAUAAAGAUGAGAAACUUGUGAAUGCCUCUAAUGAAGAUUUAAAUCUUAGAAAAUA
Molecule: messenger RNA, 3190 nt
Organism: Peromyscus eremicus (cactus mouse)
Lineage: Eukaryota; Metazoa; Chordata; Mammalia; Rodentia; Cricetidae
Product: zinc finger protein 54-like
Exons: 3
Coding region: 1598-2995 (465 amino acids)
Biological process (GO): regulation of transcription by RNA polymerase II
Molecular function (GO): DNA-binding transcription factor activity; RNA polymerase II cis-regulatory region sequence-specific DNA binding
Source: RefSeq, a predicted model, not a curated record